Molecule: messenger RNA, 2750 nt
Organism: Paraphaeosphaeria sporulosa
Lineage: Eukaryota; Fungi; Ascomycota; Dothideomycetes; Pleosporales; Didymosphaeriaceae
Product: neutral trehalase short isoform
Exons: 7
Coding region: 303-2495 (730 amino acids)
Biological process (GO): trehalose catabolic process
Cellular component (GO): cytoplasm
Molecular function (GO): calcium ion binding; alpha,alpha-trehalase activity
Source: RefSeq, a predicted model, not a curated record
CGUGCAGCGGCCGUUCAUCGCAAAUGCAUGCAAAACGGACCACAGCUCGCUCUUGACCGCCCUUCACUGGCGGCGCUUGCACUCUGGUUUUCCGGCCGGCCCUGUCACACUCCACCGCCGCAAUCCGCCGCGCGUGACCCUGUCUCGGUGCACCACUGAAUUUCCUCCUUCACCUUCCUCACUGUUACCAAGCGAUUCGACCGUUGCCCUGCGUUGUUGCCGUUACUCCUGCACACUAUACAUCAAUACCGCCACUCCUGCUACACAGUCACACGACUUACUCGAGCCGCGUCCCUCGUAGCAUGACCUCGCAAUCUUCGAGACCCCGACGUUCUUCCACUGUCCUCGAUCCCUACGCGACACCCGGCGUCUACUACGGCGAAAGUCACGACCGCAAACAUGCUCGAGCACGCACAUACUCUGCGGUUGUAGAUACCCAUGGCUCGGGGGGUCGCAAUGCAGCAGUCACCGACAGCUUCAAAGGCCGGCGCAUCAGUCACGAUGAAGUGUCAGCGCAGCCGCGUCGCUUUCUCGUGCAGGUCGAACCCACCCUGAAAACACUACUCGCCCGGGAGGACAGCGACGGAAAUUACCAAAUCACCAUAGAUGACAAGGGCCCCAAGGUGCUCUCCCUCGGAACGCUCGCGUCCAACGCCCACAACAAAUUCGACGUGCGGGGCACCUAUAUGCUGUCGAACCUGCUGCAAGAACUCACUCUUGCUCAAGACUAUGGCCGCAAAACCAUCGUACUCGACGAAGCCCGCCUCAACGAGAACCCUGUAAACCGCCUCACCCGUCUGAUAGAGCACUCGUUCUGGGAUGGACUGACACGACGCAUCGAUGGCUCGAACAUCGAGAAGGUGGGCCGCGAUCCUAAGGAUUGGACCGACGACCCGCGUCCGCGUAUCUACGUCCCACACGGCGCUCCCGAGCAGCUGGAAUACUAUCGACGCAUCCGCGACGAACAUCCCGAUAUGCGCUUGGACGUUGUGGAGCUUCCAGAGACUUGGAACGACGAAUACGUUCGAGAUCUCAAUGAGAAGCCGGGUCUGCUUGCAAUUGCGAUGGAGGAAUAUAUCAACCCGGAGACCAAGAAGAAGGAUCUACGUGGACUCCCCUUCGUGGUCCCUGGAGGCAGGUUCAACGAGCUUUACGGCUGGGAUAGCUACAUGGAGUCACUCGGCCUGCUGGAGAACAACCGACCCGAGCUUGUGAAGGCUAUGGUCACACAUUUCUGUUUCUGCAUCAAGCACUAUGGCAAGAUCCUCAACGCCAACCGCACCUACUACCUUUGCCGAUCUCAACCACCCUUCCUUACAGAUAUGGCUCUCCGAGUCUACGAACGAAUCAAGCACGAGGAUGGUGCGAAGGAAUUUCUACGCCAAGCCAUAUUGGCAGCCAUCAAGGAGUACUACACGGUGUGGAUGGCCGAGCCCCGGUUAGACAAAAAGACUGGUCUAUCCCGUUACCGUCCGGGAGGUAUUGGCGUUCCCCCAGAGACCGAGGCGAGUCAUUUCGAGCAUGUCUUACAGCCGUAUGCGGACAAACACAACAUGACAUUCAAGGAGUUUGUGGAAGCAUACAAUUACCAAAAGGUGAAUGAGCCGGAGCUGGACAAUUAUUUUCUGCACGAUCGGGCAGUGCGCGAGUCUGGGCAUGAUACUUCAUAUCGUUUGGAAAAGGUUGCGGCUGACCUUUGCACGGUCGACAUCAACGCUCUCCUCUACAAAUAUGAGGUGGAUAUCGGUCGCACGAUCCGUAACAUCUUCGGCGACAAGCUACCACUUCCCAAGGAGUUCUGCGGGGAGGGCAUGCAGGAAGGCCACGUGGAAACAUCGGCAGCCUGGGAGCGCCGUGCAAGAGACCGUCGCAUGCGUGUCAACAAGUAUCUCUGGGACGAGGAGGCCGGAAUGUACUUUGACUACCACUCUGUGUUGGAGCAACGAACUGGCUACGAAAGCGCAACGACCUUCUGGCCGAUGUGGGCUGGUCUCGCCAGCCCUCAACAAGCCAAUGCACUCGUCACACGAGCAUUGCCCAAGUUUGAGGUCUUUGGCGGGCUCGUGUCCGGGACUGAGAAGUCUCGCGGCAAGGUUGGCCUCGAUCGGCCCAACCGACAGUGGGACUUUCCUUUCGGAUGGGCGCCACAACAGAUCCUGGCCUGGGUCGGGUUACAGCGUUACGGUUAUAAUGACGAGGCACAGCGGUUGGCAUACCGCUGGAUCUACAUGGUCACCAAAGCUUUCGUCGAUUUCAACGGCGUGGUCGUCGAGAAGUACGACGUUACACGUCCAAUUGAUCCUCACAAGGUCGAGGCAGAAUACGGCAACCAGGGCAGCGACUUCAAGGGCGUUCCUCGCGAAGGGUUCGGUUGGGUCAACGCCAGUUACAUCUACGGCAUGACGCUGAUCAGCGCACACAUGAAGCGAGCCCUUGGUGCGCUGACAACCUGGGAUACUUUCGAGCAGGCCUUGUCGGACCUUGGGAUGACCUAGACAUGCCCAUUGCGAUUUCACGAUUUAUGAGGCACGACUAGCGGCGGAUAUUGGACAGUGCACACGGGCAGUCGGCUGGUACCACUUCUUCGGAUGGCAUAUUAAAAGUUGAUGUAGGCCUCUCUUGGAUGAUAAACCUCUGUCAAACAGUCAGGAUGGGACCAGGCGCAAGCCGUGAUAUUGUGGGUUUGGGGGUGCAUAGAGGACACAGCGUUUUCACCUAACAUGGUACAUUGAAUCAAUCCAAAGUAUUAG